This is a messenger RNA of Linepithema humile (Argentine ant), 3787 nucleotides long. The record is from RefSeq and is a predicted model, not a curated record. Lineage: Eukaryota; Metazoa; Arthropoda; Insecta; Hymenoptera; Formicidae.
ACGUGAUCUAUAUGAGAUCACAUAUAAAUCGUCUAUACAUAUCUUCGAAUUGCGGACGGCUGCCGACCGAAUAUGCUGUCCGAUUUCGCGCUUACCGCAUGGUAUAUAAAGUAAAAUCACAUAUUUCACAUAAGUACAGAUUUUUAUCGCUAGUAAAAAAUGCGCUGAAUAAAGAAUAUAAGGAAGCAUCGUGAAAGGGUUACGUCCGUCAGUGAAUAAGGAUAAAUCAACAUGGCAGAACAACAACAAACACCACCAGGUUUUAAGCAUAUGUCUCUGGAUAAGAUUAUCGAAGCUAUGACUGCGGAUUUGGAAAGCUCGAGUGGCCAUUAUGUUCAGUUCGGUGUUACUCCACAACAACCGACUUCUCAUAAUUGGGGCGAUUACGCACCUGGACAAGCUAGACAUCACAUCGCUAGCCAACCAACGCAUUCCAGUCCUUCCGGAAUACAACCUAUGACACCAAUGACCACUUCUCUGUACAUGCAGGAUAUGCCGAGUUACGACGCCACAACCACCGAAUCGAUAUAUUUCCCGCCGCAAACGGUAAAUCAUCUCGGUAUUAACGAGAAUAAUGAUUUGAUCGGUACCAUCGACGUUGGAGGCGGGAAUUACAUCAAUGUUAUAUAUGGAAAUGCUUCUCAAAUCAUGGCGGAGCAGUGUCAGCUCCCAAACAUAACGCCGUACCCUAAUCAGGGUAUCGUCGAUCAGGAAUACGGUCUUUUCAACGAUCAGCAUAUGGCUGUGCCGUCCGAAUUGCCGAGUCAGAAUUUUAAUGGAAAACAGCUGAUCGACAACUUGGUCGGAAACUGGGUGCCAAAUCAAUCCGGAACGUACAGUCCAUUUGGCGGAUCUCCCAAUAUCACGCCCGCACCGCAGUCGGUGUCGGACAUAAGAGAGACCGACGAGCUACCGAGAAACACGUUGGAUUCUCAGCAUAAGAAACCGAGGAUGGUGGCGGAGGUGAAGCCUAUGCGACCUUCUUACUCCGAUGUUUUAACGAAAUCCGCGCCGACUCCACCGUCUCCGUUGACGAUUCAGCCCAUAAAACCGAAAGUUGAAAUAGCGGGUAAGAAGGUCUCUAAUAAGAAUGCCAAGAGUAAGAACAAACCUGUGUUAUUGAAGAGACAGAAUUCGUCCGGCAGCGACGAACAUCACUCUCCGAAAAUGCAGAUACCUAGAAAAGUUUUAGAGAAGAAUUCUUCCAAUCUUCCGAGACGUUGGGUGUCGCUGGACAACCUUGGCUCACAGUCCGAUUCCACUCAGAUAAAUGCUUUCGAGAGAUCCGACCAGUUCUCUACGGACAGGAAGAAACCUGUGAAACCGCCGAAGAAGGCGGAGAAGAACGAGACCCUUAACAACACGAAAAUACAAAAUAGUAAUCCCAAAGUUGCUGGAAAUAUUCCGAAACGUCCGAUACAGAUAAACAACAACUUAAAUACCAUUAACACAUCUAGCCAGACGGUCUCAUCUGAAAAAAUUGAGAAGAAUCAACAAAUUAUCAACAAGAUCAGUAAAGAGGAUAAAAAAGUGACAAAGGAGAAGAAUCCGAAACGUUUUCAGACCGAAAAAACACAACAAAUUAAAAAAGGACAAAGAAACAGAAGAAGAGAAAAUCGAGAGUCUCCCGUUAAGGAUUUAUGUAAAAAUUUAAAUAAAUAUGCGACUCGUUGGAGUAAAGUUGUGUUGAAAAUAUUUUAUUGGCUACUGCAUCUGAUUUCCGAUGUAGUUAGUAUGAGCGCCAAUCUGGUUAUCCAGCUUGGCAAGUGUGCUUGGUAUCAUACCAUACUUUAUUUAAAGUGUUGGUGGGUGCAUAUGGCUGUGACAUUUUCUAAAAUUCGUAUUUUAAACGCUAUCGGUAGACAAUUAGACAAAUGGUUCGGUAGUAGUAAGUUUGCAUUUUGGCGAAAGAUAAAUACGAAGAAGAGCGAGGAGAAGGAGGACAACGGUAAUUGGAUCCACGGCGGACUGGAAGCUAAUAUCGCAUUACCCAGCACCGGCGAGGAAGCCAUGAAGAGAUUAUUGGCGUGCAAGGGAAAGGAUCCUUAUAGCAUACUUGGUGUCACGCCGACAUGUUCGGACGAUGAUAUCAAGAAAUAUUAUAAAAAGCAAGCUGUCUUAGUACACCCGGAUAAGAAUAAUCAGCCGGGAGCGGAGGAAGCGUUCAAAAUUCUGGUACAUGCCUUCGAUAUCAUUGGAGAACCGGAGCGUAGACAAGCGUUUGAUCAAACCAGGCAGGUCGAAGCAGCUUGGGGCGAACUGAGUGAUCUGCUGUCUCAACUUCAUCGAAAGAUGGAGCAGGCGGCAAAUACGAUAAGAUGUACAAAUUGUGGCUUGAGACACAAACGUGUUCCUACGCAACGUCCUUGUUACGCCGCACGGUUUUGCGCUCAAUGCAAAAUACGUCACAGUGCGAAAGAGGGUGAUAUUUGGGCAGAGUCUCGUUUAAUGGGUUUCCUAUGGCACUAUUACGCAUGCAUGGAAGGAGCGGUGUACGAUGUAACUGACUGGGCUGCUUGCCAAGCUGGGAAUCUCAAACAUCUCAGAGCGAAUUCACAUAGUGUCCAAUAUAGGAUCGUUUUAGGGCAAAGAUUACCGUCUCAAACAUCCAGCAGCGGUAAAAAGCGGCAACAAAUAGAUCCAAACACAAGUGAAGCGGAUUUCGAGGACUUUUUAAACAAUCUCUACAACCAUAGCAAAUCUGCUAGCAGUAACACAUCAGGGGAUCAAAACUCUUUUAGAGGAGAUUGCAGACGACGCAAAACUAAGCGUAAGAAGUAGAUAAGUAAUAGCAGUGACAGAAGUAACUUUGAAGCGUUUGGUACCGACAUUGUAUAACUGCGAAGUGCGUAUUAUGAAUGUAUACUAUACACAAUCUUAACUUGACAUUAUCAUUAAACAACUAACUUUAGCAUAUAGGCAAAUAUUCAUGAGACACUAACAUUUGACUGAUACAUGAUAUGAGAUUAUGCAAAACUCUGUGUUCAUGAUGAACAUACGCGUAGUAAAUGUCACCGCAUCAACUAGAAUCAUAACUCGCAUUGGAAAACUGGAGUGACAAGAAAGUAUCAUAACGAUGCGCGAUAACGCAAAUAUUCAAUGAACGAACUAUAUCAGUAAUGCAACAGUCGACAUUUUGCCAGUUUAAAAUAAUAAAAACAUUAACUUUCUAGGCUAAAAUAUAAUACAUGUCGAAUAACGUUUGUGGAAAUAUUAUGUUGCAAAGUCAUAUUUGCAUUAAGGUUUCGACAUUGUACGUAACUUCAUAGUAAACUUUCUGUUCUUCCAGAAUUAGAAAAAGACAAAACCUAGUGUCCUACUCUCUUAAUAUAUUUAUACAUAUAUGCUUCAUAUAUAAUAGAAAGUUUUAGAGAAACAUUACAUAAAAUACGAAGCUCUAGAAGGAACAUUAUAUAUGUACAUGAAUGGGAUGUUACAUGACAAGAGCUAUGCUGUCAGUUAAAGCGUAUAGCAAAAGUACAGAACUCUUAAAAACUAAUGUACGCGGAUUACAGAAAUUUUAUCCUGGCAGAUACUUGGUGAAUAGUGUAUCAAGAAUAAGAUAAAAUUUAUUGUCUAUUUCAUCAAAGAUCCAGCGUAUAUGCGUGUACAUUAAUAUAAAUACUUUUUAUAAGUUUUAACAUGUAAUAACUUACCAUUAGUAACAUUUUUCUUUCAUGAAAUAUUGUGACCAUCUUACAUAUGUGAAAGGAUCUGUUGUAUGCCGAUGAGCAAUGUAAUAAAUGCGUUUAAAAAGAAAGAAUGGAUUAUAUAGGUAAACUAUAAA